Molecule: messenger RNA, 327 nt
Organism: Mucor velutinosus
Lineage: Eukaryota; Fungi; Mucoromycota; Mucoromycetes; Mucorales; Mucoraceae
Exons: 3
Coding region: 1-327 (108 amino acids)
Biological process (GO): protein import into mitochondrial matrix
Cellular component (GO): PAM complex, Tim23 associated import motor
Molecular function (GO): ATPase activator activity
Source: RefSeq, a predicted model, not a curated record
AUGUCGACUGCUGUCAUUAUGGGUUUUGUUGUUGCCGGCGCAGCUACUGCUGGUCGUCUCGGUAUUAAGGCUUUUCAAGAAUAUCAAAAGUUACCAAAGACACCUAGAAUGUCCAAGUUUUACAAGGGAGGAUUUGAUGCCAAGAUGAACAAGAGAGAAGCAGCUUUGAUUCUCGGUGUUAGAGAGUCAGCAGUAACAAAGCAAAAGAUCAAGGAAGCACACAGACGUAUCAUGCUACUUAACCAUCCUGACCGUGGAGGCUCGCCCUUUUUGGCAUUAAAGAUCAACGAGGCAAAGGAAUUUCUGGACAGCAAAGUGAAAAAGUAG